Molecule: messenger RNA, 6397 nt
Organism: Cyprinus carpio (common carp)
Lineage: Eukaryota; Metazoa; Chordata; Actinopteri; Cypriniformes; Cyprinidae
Product: ski oncogene-like
Biological process (GO): negative regulation of BMP signaling pathway
Cellular component (GO): nucleus
Molecular function (GO): DNA-binding transcription factor activity, RNA polymerase II-specific; RNA polymerase II cis-regulatory region sequence-specific DNA binding; SMAD binding
Source: RefSeq, a predicted model, not a curated record
GAGAGAGAGGGAGAGCGAGCGAGCUAGAGGCUGUGCUCACUGACUCAGUCAUACUGAACUGCAGGGGCAGAGGAGCGGAGGCGACGCGCCGUGUCCGGCUGCAGCGAUCUCUACUCGCAGGGAAAAAUACGGAUUUAAAGUUGGCGGAUUGUGUAUUCGACUCCUGAAUUUGACGUGGGACAAGUUCGGCUCCCUCGUGGGAUAGUUUUGUUGCAACUUGCGCGCUUUUGCUUGUGUUACACUUGAGUUUUCUGUACGCGUCUGUCUGUGGAUAUGGACAGAAGAGAGCCCGCUGCAGGGGAAGAAGACGCGCCGGUGGAAACCUUCGUCUGAGCGGGGAUUUGAUGAAGCCCUAUCGGCCUUCUUGUACUUGUUUUCACAGACUUGGAUUUCGAGACACGGAACCAGGACCUUUGAGUCGUAUUUCACCCCAGACGCUCGGUUUCAACGACAACGCGGUGCGCGAAACAUGGAAACAGUAGCGCGACAGAGUUUCCAGCCUCACCCUGGACUGCAACAAACUCUCAAACAGUUUCACCUGAGCUCCAUGAGCUCUCUCGGCGGACCGGCCGCGUUCUCGGCCAGAUGGCAACACGACCUGCUCUUCAGGAAGGACGGCAAAGACGUCCCGGAGCCCGUGCUGCACCUCCCCCCCAUGCAGCCUCCGCAGGUGAUGCCCGGGCCGCUCUUUAUCCCGUCUGACCGCUCCACCGAGAGGUGCGAGACGGUCCUGGAGGGCGAGACGAUCUCGUGCUUCGUGGUGGGCGGCGAGAAGCGCCUGUGCCUGCCGCAGAUCCUCAACACGGUGCUGCGGGAUUUCUCGCUCCAGCAGAUCAACUCUGUGUGCGACGACCUGCACGUCUACUGCUCGCGCUGCACCGCCGACCAGCUGGAGAUCCUGAAGGUGAUGGGCAUCCUGCCGUUCUCCGCGCCGUCCUGCGGACUUAUCACCAAGACGGACGCGGAGCGCCUGUGCAACGCGCUCAUCUACGGGGGGACGUACCCGCCGCACUCCAAGAAGGAGAUGUACGGCUCCAUCGAGCUGGAGCUCACCGAGAAGAGCUUCAAGAUCUAUCACGAGUGCUUCGGGAAGUGUAAGGGUCUGCUGGUCCCGGAGCUCUACACGAGUCCCAAUGCGCCCUGCAUUCAGUGCAUGGACUGCAGGCUCAUGUACCCGACCCAGAAAUUCGUGGUGCACAGUCACAAAUCGCUGGAGAACAGGACUUGCCACUGGGGCUUUGACUCGGCCAACUGGAGGGCGUAUGUCCUCCUGAGCCCGGAUUACACGGGGAAAGAGGAGAAAGCACGUCUGGAGCAGUUCCUGGAUGACAUUAAGGAGAAAUUUGACUUCGCCAAUAAAUACAAGCGGAAAGCAUCACGGGCGUCUGAUCCCAUUCCUGCCAAGAAGUCCAAACACGAUGACUUUCCAGCACAGUCGCCCUCAGGAGACAAAGACAAGCAACCUGAUUGGCUACGAUCCCUCUCUGCAUCAGCCAAUAAGGGGCUCAACUGCAUCCAGCCCAGACAGAGACCAUCUGCCUUCAGGCCAUGGUCUCCAAACAUCUCUGUUGGUGAUAAGGAGGGAGGCGGCAGGCCUGCUAGCAUGUUACGUGACAGCUUCUACAACUACAAGAGCCUGGAGAGUGCCGUGGCCCCCAAUGUAGCUCUGACACCCCUCCAGAAAGGAGGACAGGCCUCUCCCACUGCCCCGAGCAGUUCACACCCGCAUGGGGCGGAAAGCGAAGGUGCCAACCGCGGGAGGAAGAGGAGGCUGACAGGUGAGACCCACCCCAGCCCACAGCCCUGCCCCUCGGCCACUGCCAGCAAGCCCCUGCCGCCCUCUCAGGAGGAGCGAGACUCGGACGUGGAGGUGGAAGUGGAGAGCCGUGAGGAUUUUACCUCAUCGCUUUCCUCACUCUCCUCCCCAUCUUUUACAUCCUCGAGCUCUGCUAAGGACUUGAGCUCUCCCUCCGGCCCCGGAGCCACCUUACCAGCAGUUCUGAUGCCAGCCAGCGGGCCCCCUGAAUGUCCCCUGGUGUCCGGAGGGGAGGGACAUGCCAUGACGAACCUGGAGUCAGAGCUGGAGACGCUGAGGCAGGCACUUGACAAUGGACUGGACUCAAAAGAGUCAAAGGAAAAGUUUCUACACGAGAUAGUGAAGAUGAGGGUAAAACAGGAAGAGAAGCUGGGAUCCGCCUUACAGGCCAAACGGGGCCUCCUGCAGGAGCUCGAGUUUCUCCGUGUUGCUAAGAAGGAGAAGCUCCGUGAAGCAACCGAGGCAAAGAGGAACCUACGCAAGGAAAUUGAGCGUCUGCGUGUUGAAAGCGAGAGGAAAAUGAGAGAGGCCAAUGAGUCACGCAUACGGCUGAAGAGAGAGCUGGAGCAGGCCAGACAGCUACGAGUGUGUGACAAGGGCUGUGAGGCCGGCCGUCUGCGAGCCAAGUACUCUGCACAGAUUGAAGACCUGCAAGUAAAGUUGCAACAUGCCGAGGCAGACCGAGAGCAGCUGAGAGCCGAUCUGAUUCAAGAGCGGGAGGCAAGGGAGCACCUGGAGAGAGUGGUCAAGGAGCUGCAGGAACAGCUGUGGCCCAAAAGCCCCAGCAAGAACGGCACAGACACACCAACCCCACCCGCCAAAGACUCCCACUAAUCCUCUAUCUCUUGACUCAACCCAAUCCACAUCAACGCCGCCCUGAUUGACAGCACCAACCGCCCAAUCAUGUCAACUAGCAUGCGGGUGAGCCCUGCCCACCUGCCUCUUAGCCAGCGCAAACCCGGAGGUAUCCUGAACGUUUUUUUGAUAGACUUCAGACACAUUUUUGAAAAAGUUUUACUUCGAGAGCACUGAAAUGCACCUCGCCUCCAACAAGAUGUAAAAAAAAAAAAAAAGGAAGAAGAAAAAAGCUAAAGUUCAAUCGGAAAGGAAGAAGCCAAUAGCACAAAAGCUAACUGUGCCUGAAACUGAAUACAUUUUGAAAUGAAGACUUUUCUAUGACAAACAAAUUGGUGAUAAUGACGCAAAAUUUUACUUAGCAAUUUUUAAGCAUGCUGUCCGCCCCACGUUGUUAUCGAAGAGACAAGGACUCAUCAUCAUCCCAUCAGUAAUUCCUGUUUCCUUUUUCUUCUCUCUUUCGUUUUGAGGAACUAAGAUGAAAAUCACAUUGUAAUAAGCUAUUUAAGAGACUUGAUAGUGAGUGUGGAUAAAAAAAAAAAAAAACCUUCAGCGAAUUAUCAGAGCCUCAAAUUUCCCCCUUUUUCAUGUACAUACAUGUCAUGCUGGUUAAAAGAAGCCAUGGAGACAAAUGGUUACACACACUUUUAUCUUUAACAAUGGUAAAGAGAUACUGGUCAGGAGAGCGUUGAAGGGCUUUGGAGAGCUAGAGGUGGAGUAGCUCAGCCCUGUUGAAAGGGAGAGAUAUUUGUAUUCAAGUAAGUGUUUUGAUCAAGCCUGAGCACUUUCUUUUAAUGGCAAACAAAUGUCGGCGGAUCUUAAGAUCGUGGUCAGUGUGGAAUUGGAGGUUUGCGGCUCGUGCUCUCUGUGAGGGUUUGGGUUUUCUUCUCAUCACACACGCGUACAGCUUCUCCGUGGGCUGAGGUGCUGACAACCUGCCCGGCUCAAAAACGUGGGCGGCCAUUUUUGGGAAUUAACCUAAAGCAUAAAACAUACAGCUUCUAGGGCAGGAGGUGUCUUGUGAUCAAGAACCACAAAUUGUUCUUUUUAAGUAAAUUAUAAUAUGUAAAUAUGAAAAUGUUUCUUUUCUUUUUUUUUUCUUUUUUUUUUACUUUACAAUAAUGAAUCGCACUUUGUCAUUACAAAAUACUGUCUAAAUGCAUUACGCUCCCACACUCUCCCACACAUUUAUCUCAGAGUUUUUAGUAUUCCUAAGUAUAAAAUUUAAAUAAACAUUUUGUUAAUUAUAUGCAGUUCUAAUAAAUGCAAUGUAAUCAUGUUUAAGACAAACCAUUGUAAAUAUAAAAAAAAAAAAAAAAAGGUUCUACAUGCUUGCUUGCUGAAAUGUGGUCGGCGCACACAGCCGUUCCCUCAAUCUGACUUUAAUUCAACAUUUAUCAUAGUUAUCGAUAUAUGAUUAUAAUCGUUGCUAAAGUGUUAUUGUUACUGUCUUGGAUUCCUACAGGUUUUGAACGGUUCCGAAUCAAAUUUAAAAUCGUUCAGAAUGAAUAGGACACGCAAAGUGUCAUGCAUUGGUUAAAGUGUGUCUACAUAUCAAUGCAGGUGCUCCUCUCAGCUGUGAGCAUGAGCGUAUUACUGUGUAGAAAACAAGAUGAGCAUGGAUAAACGAAUGAAAGAAAGUUUAGACGGUUUAAUAAAUGCAUCUUUAAGUGCUCACACACUUAGCUGAGAUAGAUUUUGUUGAAAAUACAUAUAUUUUAUAAGUGAUUUAUAUACAUUGGGUACAAUGCAAUCAGAAUGUAUGUUAUGUUUUUGCUCUUUUCAUUUUGCUGUUGUUGUUGUUAUAACGGAUGUUUUUUCAUAUUGUGUGAAUAUUUUAUUGCUUAUGUUCCUUCGUUCAAUAGCAAGCUUAUGUAAUUUCUUUCAUAUGCAUGGAAUUUAAAAGAAAAAGAUAAAGUCUGCCAUUCAUAUAUUCAUUAUUGGGCAUUAAAACUGUAUAUGUACGUUUUUUAUUGUGUUAUGCAAUAUAAAGCAAUUUUAAUCUUGUUUUUAACUACAAAGGAAAACAAAACCCUCUUAACAAUAAAUUUCAGCUCUUAACAAUCUUAAACGCAACAUUAACAGCACUACUCUUGGGCUUAAUACAAACCUUAUGUGCAUAUGCAAUGCUGGAGACCCUCAAGUGCCUGUCUUUGGGCCCUUGGGGUUCCAGAAGAGGAACAAUUAUCGAGCCCGUUUCCAUGGUGGCUGACUGUAAGGCGCAUUGAACUGCUUCAGACAGCGGUCAGACGGUGAGAACGGGACGUCCCAUUUGCACUGUCAUUUGGGGGAGCCUCUUUGGCUUGCCCCUUUUUGCCAGAAUGAACUUGACUAUCAUUGCUUAAGAGCAAGCCGCAGCUUAUUUGAUAGGUUUUAAUGCCAGUUUGUCAGUAUUCCUUUGUUGUUGUCUUUUUCUUUUUCUUCUUCAAAAAUCGAUGAAUAAUUAAAUAAAAGAAAAAUGCAUAGCAGAGUUUAAUGCUCCAAUUGCCACUGGUAAAGAAGAAUUUAAAUCUUAUACUAAGAUAGCUUUUAAAUGUAUGUCGGAAUAAAUAAACUCUUUUCUUUCUCAGUUUUUAAGGAAUAAAAAAUAUAUUUAAGAGGUUACUUUUUCUAUAGAUGUAAAAAGAGCCUUUGAAAUGAUAUACAUUGCCCUGACCUGUACAUUGCAGGCUACGGGGAAGAUACUAAAUGGGGGUCUAAAGGAAGCUCAGUGUCUUAACAGUAGCAAGAGGCUGUGCGUUUUUACAGACCAAAAAAAAAAGAAUAAAAAAAAUUAAAAAUCUUUCCGAUGAGGUUUUGUAGUUGUUUUUACACGCAAAUUGAUAUGUGUAGUUUACUUUGUUCGCGGUUUUCUAUAAAAAAAGGGAGAAAUUGAACACAGAGGCUCCUUUGCUCCCAAUAUAAUACUAAAAAUGUGGAUUUUUUUUCUAAAAGAGCCAUUUUUUGCUAACAAAAAAAGAUCUAAAAUAGCAAUAACGACAUAACAUCACCGAUAAAUGAGCAGGAUUAGCCAGUCUGAUGAUGAAAGUACAAAUUCACCAAUGUAUAUAGCCAGUUUCUUUUCAUUUUACAAAAAUUGUAUCAUAAAUGUAUAUUGUGUUUCUUUCUCUUUUUUUUCAGAAUGAGAAAAAAACCUUACAUAAUAGUUGUUAUAUUUUAUGUUGUGUUUUUACAAACAAAAAGAAAGAAAAUGUUUUAAAAACUAUUUCAUAGGUUGUAUUCCCAAUGCAAGCAUAUUCAGUCCUUUAUUCUGCUUUUUUUGUGCUAAAAAAAAUUAUAGUAUGUUCAGUAAAAUCGUUAUGGUAAAUGCAUUUUUUCUGUUAUCAAUGUUUUGUUACGUUCAGCUAAAUAUCACAUACUUCAGUUCUGGUUGAAUCAGACAUUCAUAUUCUUAUUUUAACAAUCUGUUCUCCUUUUUUCAUGCCGAUAUAUCUUCUUAGCCCUUCACUGCUGCUAUAACAAUAUACUAUAAACUUUGCAACUCUUGAAAAAUAUUUUUAUGUAAGAGAUUAAUGUAUGCUUUUUUCUUCUACUGAUGCCGCUUAUAUGCUUGGAUCUGGCCAAUUUAUCCCUCUUAGAUGUUCCCUUUAUCCCCUCACAUGGACUAUAAUGUAAGAUAGAGAGCUCUAUGAGAUUAGAGUUGAAAGUAAUUCGGCUUAUAUACUGCAGUGUCAGGAUGUACAGUGUAUAGACCCAUAAUCAAAAAUAAAGUUGUUUGUCCAGAAA